Chrysochloris asiatica (Cape golden mole) is the source of this 1203-nucleotide messenger RNA. It is a transcript of the gene SPMAP2L, whose product is annotated as theg spermatid protein-like. The record is from RefSeq and is a predicted model, not a curated record. The transcript has 8 exons. NCBI's taxonomy places the organism in Eukaryota, Metazoa, Chordata, Mammalia, Afrosoricida, Chrysochloridae. The coding region runs from base 1 to 1203 and encodes 400 amino acids.
AUGGAAGACCCAGAUUUGUCAGUUUCCUUCACGCUGGGCGAUGUGACCAAUGGGAAUGAUACCACAGAAAUACCUGCGGGGUCCGAGGUCCUCCAGGAGCCCCCUGUACUCAGGUUCCUAGACGUGGUCAGCGAGUCGAAGGAUGCCAAAUGGGCCGAGAAGUCCGAGGGGCCCUGGGAGCCUGAGACGCCCGGGGCGUUUGAGGAGUCCCGGGAAUAUGAGGAAUCUGAGGAAGAACAAGGCGAAGGUGACGAAUCUGAAGCAUUGGAGGAGCCCAGUGAGUCCGACCAGGUCCUCAAGCCCCCGGAGCCUCAGGAGGCCCAAGAGCUAGGUGAAGCCGAGUUGCUUCCCCUCGCAGUGACUGUCUCCCCCUCCCUGGUGGUCACGUCUCAGUCACCGGCUUUGCCAUCUUACACGUGUGUUUUACUUUUUCUUUUUGCAGAUCCUGUUUCUGGUAAAUUUGUAAGGAAAUGUUCUUUUUCUAGGAAAAGAAUCCACGACCUCGCUAGGCCUAAAAAAGAAUGGGGAACUCCAGAUCGAAAACCGCUUUGGGGAAAUCAAGAUCCUAUUCGUCCUAUUUCCCAGAGUGCUUUGAAGGCUCUGCUGACCAAAAGACUUGAGUACCUUGCCAAUCCCAAGAAAGUUUCCCGCCAAUAUGUACCUAACAGACACUUAAGUGAUAGCGUAAGAGGUUCAUCUUUUCAAAUUCCUGAAGCUUCUUCCCGGAUAUUACGACUCUCUAUAGCUAAAGGCACAGAUCCAGGCUAUCAUCCUCCAAAAAAAGUUGCAACAGAGAUUCCAAUUUCUGCACUGAGUGCCAUCGCAACUCCAAGAAUUGUAGACCUUGCUCACCCCAGGCUCAAGAUAGAGGGUCUGUGUUAUGAUCUAGAAAACAGCGACAUGCCCAUUCGUCCUAUAACCACUGCUGCCAAACAAGCUAUAUCAAGCGCUCGAGUAACAACUCUGGCUAAGAGCAAGUCGGUUCAUCAAGAUUAUUUACCAGCUCGUGAGGCCUGUUGGCCAGUAUCUUAUGCUGCUACCCAUUCCAAAGUGUCUUCCAGAAUUCAAGAGCUAGCUAACCCAAGUAAAAGGGCUUCAGGACCAAUUGUGUAUUAUGAUCCAGAUGUCUUCAAAGUGAAACCAGCAGCUCUGAAGGCACAAUGUUCUGCAAGGAUCCGGGAGUUGGCAGAACCUAAGCAUUAA